Penicillium olsonii is the source of this 540-nucleotide messenger RNA. Lineage: Eukaryota; Fungi; Ascomycota; Eurotiomycetes; Eurotiales; Aspergillaceae. The record is from the annotation of a GenBank genome assembly.
AUGCUGUCCAAAACUUUAUUCAUCAUCGCUUCUGCCACACUGGCUAGCUGCCAAUUCGACCCGUCAUCGGUCCCCUAUGCCACCAGAGAGGCUUGGUGUAACUCUCAAACAUCUGCGUGUCCCCUGCUUUGCCUCCAGAUAUCAGGAGCAUCCGGGUCGCCAACAUCCAACAACUGCUCAGCUACCACACUUGACUACGACUGCUUAUGUAGCAAUGGCAUAACUCCCAAUGCCACAGAAUACUCUCAAACGAUCCCCUACUACACCUGCACCGAGGCCAACAACCAAUGUGUCUCCAAAUGCAGUGGUGAUUCCAACUGUCAAUAUGAUUGCCGCACAAAGAACCCCUGCGGAGCUCAAGACCCCAAGAGGGUCAAUGCGACCAAUACGACCGCCACGGCUGCGGCAACUACUGCGACACAAACACCGCUCAAUACGGGCUCAACCGGUGCCGGAUCACGGAUGGCUGAUAUGAGCCAUGUCUACGGGCUAUGCGUUGUUGUCGGUGGAGUCGUGGCCGGCAUGGCUACCCUUCUGUAG